Molecule: messenger RNA, 4802 nt
Organism: Penaeus monodon (black tiger shrimp)
Lineage: Eukaryota; Metazoa; Arthropoda; Malacostraca; Decapoda; Penaeidae
Product: protein tweety-like
Exons: 12
Coding region: 104-1876 (590 amino acids)
Cellular component (GO): plasma membrane
Molecular function (GO): intracellularly calcium-gated chloride channel activity; volume-sensitive chloride channel activity
Source: RefSeq, a predicted model, not a curated record
CUCCCUUCAGUUUCAGGAUGAGAAGUGGGCGCGGGCAGGAGUGAGAGGAGGAGGAGGCAGGCAGGCAGGCGAGGCGGCGAAGGUCCACAGCAGAGCGUAGGCCAUGGCGAUGGAAGGCUACAGCGUGGUCUCCGAAGCGGUGGUGCAGCGUGUGUUCUGGGUGGACUGGUUCCAUAAUGUGCCGCACAUCAACCUCACGCUUCACUUCGUCAAUUCGACCUUCCAACCUUACUCGCCCGUGUACCAGGAGAGCCUUGGUAUCAUCGGUUCCGUUCCAGCAGGAAUUUUAAUCUUGACGUUACUGGUCCUCCUGCUGUACCUGCUGACCCGAUGUUGCGACAAUCGGCCUCGCAAGCCGGGCUCCAUCACCUGUCUCAAGGUCACCCUUGUCCUCUUCGCCAUUUUAACCUUGGGAGCAUUGGGAGUGAGCAUAUGGGGAAACGAGGAGGUUCACGAAGGGAUGACGGAGGCCAUACGCUCCUUGGACAAUAUCAACAGCAUGGUGCACUCUCUCAGCAAUCAGACCAAGCUCUUUGACGAGACCAUUCGGAGGAACCUGCAGCCGCAACUGAAUCUCUUCAAGGAAACCGUUCAAAGGCAAAAAUCCGAAAACCAGAGCGUGGACAUGUUCAUUCGCGAGUCGCUUCAUUAUAUGCAAGGCAACAUCUCCGAAGUUCUUCUCAUUAAUGUGGAAGACAUCAAUUCUAUGAUGUCAGGCGCCGAGAUGGGAGGCGUGGUGCACAUGCUGGGAGUGGGUGAACUGGCACGUUGGGUGGGCACCCAGGGCGUCACGGGCAUCCUCAUGAUCGUCGUGCUUGUGGUGAUGGUCGGGGUGGCCAAGCACUCCCGCUGCACGCUCAUAACAUUUUCUGUAUUAGGUCUGCUGGCUAUGAUCCUCUGCUGGGGUUUGACGUCACUCUAUUUGGUCUCCACUGUUGCUCUCUCAGAUUGGUGCAUGGAUCCCAAUCCAUUCCUGGAGAGUCAGCUUAGCAAGCUUGUGUCUCGAGAUGUGGCUGCUUACUACCUUCGCUGUGACCCAACACGUAAAUCACCAUUCACUCGCUACCUGACCCAUGCCAAGCAGGCAGCUGAACUUGUGAUGACAUCGCUAAACAAGGUUACUACUCUGGCUGAUAGCAAUUACGAUCGUCAAGAGAUUCACCCUCGCUUGGACCACCUAGCUGCAUUUGUGAACCAGUCUCAGCGCAGUCUGGGCGGUGUAUCUGCCCUGCUUGAAUGCCAGUCUAUGCAUCAUCAGUAUCGCACAGCCCUCAAUGCCACCUGCUACCAGGCUAUGUCAGGUGUUGUCUAUCUGUUACUGUCAGCUGCUGGAAGUGGGCUCCUGUUCACGAUCCUGGUCUGGUUCACCUCGCACACCUGGAUCUACCUCAAUCACAAAAGAGGCUCUACUGGGCCCACUUCUACACGGCCUGGCAGGAAGAACGUGCCAGCUGUCAGAGUUUGGCUCAACACUCCACCGUCUCACCCGGCGGCUAUUGUAGCUGAGCCAGGGACCUCAGAGGAACGUGACCCCUUCCUGCCUGGUCGUGGCUCAAGAGGAGGAACGUUGACGUCCCUUGGGGCUCCUGGUUACUCGAGACCUCGUCACUCUCACACCCCACCUCAGACUCCACCAUUUCCAGGAACCUUAAAUGGACGUCACUUGUACCACAGCGAUGGGAUGGGGAGUAUAGGAGGAGGAAGUGGGUCGGCCCCUGCAACUGUAAGUACCAUGGGCCGUGGCGACAACCACCACCAUAACCACCACCACCACACACAUAGUCACAGUCAUAGUCAUUCAGUGGGUCCCAACCAAGGCCAGUAUGCUACUCUCUCCAAACAGUGCAAGACCCUCGAAUCAUCUGACUUCUACUAAAGGAUAUUGGCCACUUAACUAACAGCAUGGCUCUCUUUAUGGUAUUGUUGGACUCAGUAUUUUGCUGUAAUUUUAAGAUUGUCUUAGCACAUAAAACCUUAAUCUUCCAUGUGUAAAGAGAAAGAUCUGCUACAGGGAAGCAUGUGGAAAAGUACAAUGUCUUAAAGUGGAGGGUUUUUUGUGGAAGUGGUUUAGAGUUAAUGAGCAUCUGAUGAAAGAUGAAGUGACACCUUUGCCCUUUGAAGAGGAUAAUUCCAAAUAGAAGUAAAAAAACAAAAACAAAAAAAAACAAACAAACAAAGCCAAAAGAUGUUCACACACUUGGAUAUUCCUCAGUCAUUGGUCAUUAGGUGUGAUACAUUCAUUGUUAAUACCCAUUGCUUCCAUGACUGCUAUAAGGGCAUGAAUUUGUUAAUGAAUACAUAAAUAUAUUUUCAACUUAUCUGCAUGUGUCCCUGAAAUAUUUCAAUACUGGAUGGUCUUACUUCUCAUCUGUGGUGUUAAUUCUCAGUUUAGGAGAAACCAGGCAUAUUUCUUCCCAAGAUUAUCUUUAUGUUUUGUAAAAGGAAACAUUAUGUUAGCUACAUUAGGGAUUUGUUUUGUUUUGUUGUAUUUAAAAAUUUAAUGCACUUAUAUGCAUAUACAUAAAUAUAUAUAUUUAUAUAUGCACACACACAGACAUGGACUCAAACAUGAGCAUGCAGACAAAGACAGGCACACAGAAACAGAUAUAUGCAAACACACAGGCACACAAUACAUAAAUCUAUGUACUUAUAUGGAAAUACACAUAUUACAAACCUGCAUAUGCACAUACACAUACAAACCUAUGUACUUAUAUGAAAAUGUACAUAUUGGUGAAAUUUUUAUACACUUUUUUUAAUAAAAAGAUUUUUUGUAAAACUAUAUCAUGAUAUACGAAACACACUUCUAUUUGAUAUGCAUAUACUUUUAAUAUGUUUACUAUAUUGGGAUAAAUAUAAUAACAUUUGUAUGUGGGUGAUCAUAAGAAAUAACCAUUUAUUAUCUUAUUUGUCUGUCUUUCUAUGUACUACAUAUGUACAUGCUUUCAUAUUUUACACAUGGGAUGGAAUAAACAUACACACAGGAACACAGAUUGUAUAAUAUGCACAAGCUUAGAAAUUUGAGUCCUAUCUCAAAGUAAAAAAAAAUGUCUUGCUCAUUGUGAAUCCAGUGAAAAUCGUAUUUAUCUUUUUAUGUAUAUUUGGGACCAACAGUGAAAAACAGAAAUUAGUCUUGAUAGACCUCUUUAAAUAAUGUAAAAAGUACAAUGAUUAGUCAUGUCACUUGCCACUUAAUAUUCUCAUUGUGAACCAUAGGGAAUUAAGGAAAUAUAUUGUUUAUAAAUAGGGGUCUUUUCACUCUUAUGCAGCAUUGCAUUUCCAUCAGAUGAGUCUAGAGAAUAGAGAAUAGGCAAGGUAUUUUAGGAGAUGUGGAAAAACAUUUAUGAGUUCCCUCACUUUAUUUUUUGUGUAGAGAAGGUAUAUAUAAGAAUGGAGAACUUUAUGAAGCAAGAGAUAUAUUUGAAGCAUUUUGAUGAAAUUCUCUUCAAAAAUACAUCUUUUACUUUGUGAAAUUAUAUGUCCUGAUUUAUACUGUUUCUAAUUUAUCUCAAGGACCUUUUUAUUUAUUUUGCAAUAUAUUAUGUUUUAAAAUAUACUCCUCUCAUUCAAUUAUUUAUAAGUAUUGAAGGGUUUGGAGGAAUAGUGUUGACAUUAUUUUUACUUAUUGGCUCCGUAUAUACAUAAGGAAAUAGAGAAAAAAAUGUUGACCAACAUGUUAAGUUGAAAAGUGAUUUGAUGAUGAAAAUGUGUAUUAAACAAUUUAGAUAUGUUUAUGCCGAUUCAUUGUAUUAGAACAGCCAUGUAGAGUCCAGAUAAUACCAGUUGUGUAGUGUGUAAGGCAAUGAAAGCCAGUAUGAAAUGUGCCAAGUUUUUGUUCUUCAUUUGUAUUAAUGAAUAAUAUAUUGUUUUUGUGAUGAUGCAUUUCCUUAUAUGAGGCAUAUAAAUUCAUUGGUUUAUUCAGUAGUGGUGCUGUGAGAUGCAUUAUUGUGCAUUUUGCCCUUUUGUAGGACAGUUAAACAAAAUUUGUAACACAUUUAGAUACUGAUUGGAUAUGAUUUUAGUUAUGUCUGAAAGGAGAAAAUGUGUGCAUAUUUUUGUAAGGUUUCAUCACGUUAUGUGUAGAAAUUUUUAGUAUUUUUUUUGUCCCGUUUUUAAUUCACUGGUAUUUUACCUAAGAUAUAUGAGCAUUAGGUAUGUUCCUGUAGUUCAUGUUUUUGCUAAAUUUUCUAUUUUCCACUGUCCAAGCACUCCUCACAGAUGAGGUUUGGUUGAAUGUUAAGCUUUUAAUUAACUUCUUUGCAUACACUGUCUUCAGAAGAGCUUCCUACCAGUUCUAUAGUUAGCUUAUAAUUGUUGAUGUUUCUUUAGAUGGCUGAAGUGUUGCACUAUUAAGAUUUUUUCCUGGCUGUUUAUUUAUUCCUAAGCCUUUGCUUAUAUAAAGCCCUAGGUGAAGUGGGAUGAGAGAUCUUUUGUAGUCUCUUAAAACUAAUACUAGGGGGGUGAUAGACAACCUUGCCUUCCCAUCUUUUUUUUUUGGAACAAAAUAAUUUUUAUUUGUAAUAAGAAAUAUUGUUAUGCUUUUAUAUAUUUCAUUAUUACAUAUAAUUGGGAGAUACUAGAACCUUGCUAAAUCUCUUUUACUGCCUAUUUGGUGAAGUAUGUGUACACUUCGGUUGUUUCUUGCACCAGCCGAUCUAGUCAUUUGAUCAACCAUUGAUACGAUGGGUUGAGUGCCCGGUUGAUUGCUUGGUGUGAGGAAUCAUUACUGCUCAGCUUUGUUUUAUGCGUCUACUCUGAAUCUGUACCUUAAGGCCCUACACUUGCCAUUACAGAAGGAUGCAUUA